UCUCAUGAGACAUGAAUAAAUGAUGAAAUCAAAAACGUCAAAGUCUAAGCCAUGGCACAGAAAUGGCUGCCACCCAUUUCAAGGUGAAUCAUAAAUUAAUAACAGCCCACCGUUUUGCAUAAUACGGUGCCGUAUUUCACAUUUCUAUGCACAUACGAUCAGGUAUUAUUCUCUACAAUAUUACCCCUCUGCUUUUCAUUCUCCAUUCAAAUUCCGAAACUGGGUUUUAUCACUCCUUCACGGUUUCAAUUUAAACCAAGGCAAAAAAAAAAGGGAUUAUUAUGGAUCAUCAAAAUCAGGAAUUAGAAUCUAAAUCAAGAAGCAGCUCUUUCCGUCGAUUGAGUGGGGUCGGUUCUUCGAGAAGGCACUCUUUCGGUUUAUUAACGGCGAAAAAUGAUGAUAAUGAUGAUGAUGUCAUCGAAACCGAAAGUGUUUCCGAAGCAGGGGAUAUUGGAGACAGAGCACUUAACAGUAGCAGGGCUAGUAUAAGCGGCAGGAGUCACUUCUCGUUGGAUAAUGUAGUUCCUAUUCGAGGCGACGAUUCUUUUCACGCAGUUAUUGAAUCUCAAGUGGAAAAAAAUGACGAGAAAGAAGUGCCUUGGCUGUUGGAAUACGUUACUUGUUUGCUUUCUCUUGCCGUAUUUGGAAUUCUAGGGGUUUUAGCUAGAUAUUGCCUUCAAAAACUCUUUGGACCCGGUGUAAUUGGUGCAACAAGUGACCAGAACUACAUGUACCUCGAUCUUCCUUCGAAUAUGGUCGGUUCAUUUUUAAUGGGCUGGUUAGGCGUUGUAUUCAAAGGCGACAUUUCGAAAGUUUCCAAUCAAUUAGCCAUCGGCCUAACGACAGGUUUCCUAGGAAGCCUAACAACUUUCAGCGGUUGGAAUCAAAAGAUGCUCGACCUAAGUGCCAAAGGCGAAUGGGCCUUUGCUGUACUCGGUAUCUUUAUCGGCUUCUUUUUAGUUGCCUUUUCAAUCAUUUUCGGGAUCGAAACUGCCAAGGGGUUCAAAGGGCUUCUCAUAAGAUCAAAUACGAGAGUAAAUUCUCCUCGUGCGUGUGUUUCAGACAAGUCCCACUAUCUCGUUUGUUUUACGUUGAUGCUUGUGAUAAUGCUAGGCUUACUGUGGGGUAUUUUCGGAAUUUUUGAGGUGAAAGAAUUUAGAAACGGUGGCGCUAAACCCCAGUUGUUUCUAGCUUGUCUAGUCGGACCUUUUGGUGUUUGGAUUAGGUUUUUUUUAGCCCGUUUUAACGGACGUGGAUUAGGCAAAAACGGGGCACUAAAAUGGAUGCCGUUCGGGACUCUUGCUGCUAAUGUUCUUGCAGCUUGUGUAAUGGCUGCACUCGCCACACUCAAGAAAGCGGUUAGAACGACGAAUUGUGAAACUGUGGCAUCGGGGGUACAAUUUGGGCUACUCGGGUGUUUAAGUACGGUUUCUACUUUCAUCGCUGAAUUUAAUGCAAUGAGAGAGAGCAAGAAUACAUGGAGGGGUUAUGCUUAUGCAGCAACUACGUUUUUUAUCUCGUUUAUUUUGGGAACGCUUAUAUACUCGGUGCCCGUUUGGGCUAGGGGCUAUGACUAGAAAUUGAUUUUGAGGUGGGAUUUCGUAAUUUGCUUAUUUUCGACUUAUAUAUACAUACAUACAUACAUACAUACAUACAUACAAUGGAAGAUUCAAUUGUUGUAACACAUGUAUUGUUAUCAUGUUGUUUUGGUGCUAUUCAAGUAAGGAAAUGAAAUGUGAAUUGCAAAUGGAAGAAAUUGAUUGAAGACCA
Messenger RNA from Erythranthe guttata (spotted monkey flower), 1770 nucleotides. Its product is annotated as camphor resistance CrcB family protein. Gene Ontology annotation, cellular component: plasma membrane. Gene Ontology annotation, molecular function: fluoride transmembrane transporter activity. The record is from RefSeq and is a predicted model, not a curated record. Gene Ontology annotation, biological process: fluoride transmembrane transport. NCBI's taxonomy places the organism in Eukaryota, Viridiplantae, Streptophyta, Magnoliopsida, Lamiales, Phrymaceae.